AUGUAUCCCGGUUUGUUCAUAUCUAUCUAUCUAUCUAUCUAUCUAUCUAUCUAUCGCGGUUUGUUCAUAUCUAUCUAUCUAUUUGUCCAUAUGUAUCUCAGUUUGUUCAUAUCUAUCUAUCUAUCUAUCUAUCUAUCUAUCUAUCUAUCUAUCUAUCUAUCGCGGGUUGUUCGUAUCUAUCUAUCUAUCUAUCUAUCUAUUUCUAUCGCGGUUUGUUCAUAUCUAUCUAUCUAUCUAUCUAUCUAUCCGUCUGUCCAUAUAAUCCAUGUUUGUUCAUAUCUAUCUAUCUAUCUAUCUAUCUAUCUAUCUAUCUAUCUAUCUAUCUGUAUCCCAGGUCUUCUCUUUCUCUGUUGUUCUUUUUCUUUAUUCUUCCUCUUUCUCUCUGUCUUUCCUUUUGCUCUUUUUUUUUUUUCUCUUUGUCUUAUUUAUUUUUCCCUUUCUUUCUUUCUUUGUUCUUCUCUUUUUUGUAGUCUGCUUUUUUUAAUACUUUCUUUUUUUCUAUCCUUCGUCGCUUUGUCUUUCACGUGUUUUCCUUGUUCUUCUCUUUCUUUGUUCUUUUGCUUUGUUCUUUCUUUUCAUUUGUUUUUCUCUUUCUCUUUCUCUAUUCUUUCUCUCUUUUUCUUCUCUCUCUGUCCUUUACUUCAUUUUCCCUCCUUUUUUUUUCUCUUUCCUUUUUCUCUGAUCUUCUCUCUCUUUGUCGCCGUUCUUCGUCUCAAUGUUUAUCCUUUGUCUUGA
Acanthosepion pharaonis is the source of this 735-nucleotide messenger RNA. The record is from the annotation of a GenBank genome assembly. NCBI's taxonomy places the organism in Eukaryota, Metazoa, Mollusca, Cephalopoda, Sepiida, Sepiidae.